AUGGCUUGGAGGGUUAUGAUAACGCAAGCGACAAGGCAUCAAUCAGAACUUGCAAAGCUCAAACCUUUGUUUCAUAAAAGAGGAAACAGGCUUCUCUCCUCCCAGGAGAGAUUCCAAUCAAGCUUUCUUGGUAAUCUGUCUCGUCGACUACUUGGAGGACUACAUGAUGAAACCAGUCAACAAAAUAAUCCUGAAGCUGUCAUCAGAGAAUUUGAAAGUCAGUCAUCUCUACAUGCUAAUCCUGAAGCGCUUUCUCAGUAUGUUAAAGCAUUGGUCAAACUUGAUAGGUUGGAUCAAAGUCAAUUUUUACUCAACACUUUGCAAAGAGGACUUGGUAUGAAUGAAGAAGUGAAGCCCAUUGUAGAGUCAAAUAUUACAUUCAAGGACGUAAUAGGUGCUUAUUAUCCAAAGAAAGAACUAAAAGAAAUUGUUGAGUACCUUCGAGAUCCUGAGUGCUGUGCUCGUCUAGGUAAGAUGAUCCCAAAAGGUUAUUUGCUUGCUGGCCCGACUGGCACAGGUAAAACGAUGUUGGCAAGAGCCGUUGCUGGAGAGGCUGGGGUUCCUUUCUUCUCAUGCAAUGGACGUGAAUUUGAAACAUAUUUUGGUGAUGGCGCACAAAGGAUGAGGGAUGAUAGAACUCAGUCUGUUAGCAACAAUAAUAAUGACUCAUCAUUAGUGCAAUCAUCAGUGGGCCCUAGAGUUUGGAAGGUAUAUUCUAGAAGAGGGAAGAUGCCAAAAGUUAGUUAG
Trifolium pratense (red clover) is the source of this 747-nucleotide messenger RNA. Its product is annotated as ATP-dependent zinc metalloprotease FTSH 4, mitochondrial-like. Gene Ontology annotation, molecular function: ATP-dependent peptidase activity; ATP hydrolysis activity; ATP binding. Gene Ontology annotation, cellular component: chloroplast thylakoid. The transcript is spliced from 5 exons. Gene Ontology annotation, biological process: proteolysis. Lineage: Eukaryota; Viridiplantae; Streptophyta; Magnoliopsida; Fabales; Fabaceae. The record is from RefSeq and is a predicted model, not a curated record. The coding region runs from base 1 to 747 and encodes 248 amino acids.